AUGGACCGCUUUGGCGUGCGCAACGUGUACUACUUGCGCGUAUCCGCCACGACCAUCAUCUCCAUGGUAUUGUACCUCGAUCAAAGGCAUGUCAAGUGGAUCAAUCGACAUCCUGAGCUCCUCCAGCAGGUCGUAGAGCAUGACUUGAAGCCACAGUACGUCGACAUACGCCCUGACACCAGUCUGCCAAGCCUUCUCUACAAAGAACAGGCUCAUACGAAAGGACAGAUCCAUGUGCAAACGCAUGCCAUUGGAACGGUCGCCGACCGUGCUGCGCAAAGUACGCUCGACCCCUGCUCACCACAGUCACGCACACUUCACUUUCCACGCGGCCCGACCUCGGUGGAUAUUCCACUGACGACCUCUGACAAAAUCGAUGCCAAUGCGCCGCUACCACCCAAGCCAUCACAAUCGCGCACCACAGUCAAACAGGAAUCAGACGACGUAGAAGAGCAUGUCAUCCCCGAAAGUGAUAAUGAAGAUAUACCCACGUCAUCGCAGCCCUAUACCCUAGAUGAAGAGCCGGAAGAUACAAGAAAACCAUAUGUAAUAGCAUCUUACUCGAGUUUCAAGGUUUUCAUCAAAGAGCUUGUGGUAGUCGUGGAGCCUAGCGCCGAGGUACUAGCCGCGAUGCCGGACCUGUUUGAGGUGGAAGAUGAUGAUUCGUCGAAGAAAGAGCAACGACAACUGUUCAGUGCAGCUCGACGACCCUUUGAGACAGGCGUGGCCCAUGCGCAGUUUGGCCGUGCGUCGCAUCGUCCACCACCCGCAUCGUCUCGACGUGCUGAUACACCACUGUUUCGUGGUAUGACGGAAGAGCCGGAGUAG
Malassezia pachydermatis is the source of this 828-nucleotide messenger RNA. RefSeq lists its product as hypothetical. The transcript has 4 exons. Lineage: Eukaryota; Fungi; Basidiomycota; Malasseziomycetes; Malasseziales; Malasseziaceae. The record is from RefSeq and is a predicted model, not a curated record. Bases 1 to 828 code for a protein of 275 amino acids.